Amaranthus tricolor (Joseph's coat) is the source of this 1612-nucleotide messenger RNA. Its product is annotated as probable protein S-acyltransferase 16. The coding region runs from base 212 to 1066 and encodes 284 amino acids. Gene Ontology annotation, molecular function: palmitoyltransferase activity. The transcript has 7 exons. Lineage: Eukaryota; Viridiplantae; Streptophyta; Magnoliopsida; Caryophyllales; Amaranthaceae. The record is from RefSeq and is a predicted model, not a curated record.
AUUGAGGUAGAAUGCGUGAAAUACCAAUUUUCCCAAUUCCUAAAAUACUUAGUGUAUUUGUUCAUAGUUAAUGAUGUUAACGGGGUCAGCAAUUCUGUCGUCGUCCCACCAACUCCCAACCUCCACUCACCACCAAAUUUUCUUCUCCUCUCCGCUGAUUCACUUGGGCGGGAGCGGGAGUGAGACACCGUCUUUCUGAAGCUUAACAAAAAUGAGCAAGAACAAGUGUCGGAUUACAGUUCCUGUGGUUAUGGUGUUUUCAACGAUAUUGUACAUCUACAUUACUACAGUCUUUGUCUUCAUCGAUCGCUGGUUUGGCCUUUCUUCCUCCCCUGGUAUUAUGAAUGCCUUCAUUUUUACUGCAAUUGCUGCCAUUUCUAUCUUCAAUUAUGUCCUUGCAAUUCGUAAGGAUCCUGGUCGAGUUCCUUCUUCUUUCAUGCCUGAUAUUGAAGAUGCCAAUAUUCCGAUCCAUGAGGUGAAGCGCAAGAGUGGUGACUUGAGAUAUUGUCAGAAAUGCUCGCAUUAUAAGCCUCCCCGUGCGCAUCAUUGUCGUGUUUGCAAAAGAUGUGUUUUGCGGAUGGAUCACCACUGCAUCUGGAUAAAUAAUUGUGUAGGCCAUGCAAACUAUAAGAUCUUUUUUGUCUUUGUGCUCUAUGCUGUAAUCGCAUGCAUAUACUCUUCGGUCUUGCUUUUGGGUAGUAUAGUUUGGGAUAAUGUAAAGGAGGAACAACAGAGUGAAGAAUCAUCAAGAACUGUUUAUGUGGUAUCAUGCCUACUUAUUUUCCCUUUGACUAUAGCACUUUGUGUUCUCCUUGGUUGGCAUAUCUAUCUCACUCUACGAAAUAAGACUACCAUUGAGUAUUAUGAAGGAGUGAGGGCAAUGUGGCUUGCAGAGAAGGGAGGGGAGAUUUAUAAACAUCCUUAUGAUCUAGGCGCUUUUGACAACCUAACUUCAGUUCUUGGUCCAAAUGUCUUUAGCUGGAUAUGCCCUAAUACAGGCCACAUUGGUUCAGGCUUACGCUUCCCUACAACAUAUGAUAAGCUUACUGAACCAUCAUCAGAAUGAAAGAAUGUUGCUCUAAUUUUGCUAGGAGGCAAAGGCAUUCAUUCAGUUGAUUCAGGGUGCCCCUACGGUUCCUUGGUGCAGAUGAGUACUUCGUCAGCUUUGUCAGAUGCAAUGUUAAUGGAUUUGAAUGGUUGUCUUGUCUGCAAAUUUUUACGCCCAGUACAGAUUAGUUAAAAUUCUUUCAAAGGUGAAUGAUUCUUCUUGUUGAUAGGCAUUGUUAAAAGCUUCAGAUAUCAAGUAAUUGGAAACUGGUUUUGGCUCAUACUAUACGACACAACCGGAGGAGUGCUAACUUAGCUCAAGACUUGUUUCCAGCAUUAAGAUGAUAGGAUUCAUUAACUUAUUUCUGUGUCCUGAUUGCAACUCUCAAGAAAUGUAAUAUAUCUAACAUCUUUGUAAUCUGAAAUAGCAUGAUCAUCUUUAUUAUGUUUGUGUUGCAUGUUCAUGGAAAGAAAAUAUCAAAGAAUCUGAAAUGUAAUUCAUUUAAACCUUGAUGUAAUGAAAAGUUGGCAUUUGAAAGAGAUUGUCCGAAGUUCGUGUCACGUA